Betta splendens (Siamese fighting fish) is the source of this 2498-nucleotide messenger RNA. Its product is annotated as arrestin domain-containing protein 3-like. The record is from RefSeq and is a predicted model, not a curated record. Gene Ontology annotation, cellular component: plasma membrane; cytoplasm. Bases 470 to 2092 code for a protein of 540 amino acids. Lineage: Eukaryota; Metazoa; Chordata; Actinopteri; Anabantiformes; Osphronemidae. The transcript has 6 exons. Gene Ontology annotation, biological process: protein transport.
AUAGAAAGAGUCCUGGAAACACUGUGUUUAUCAUUUACCCCCCAGUUUACUCAGUUAUUUAACAUGAAAGAAUAUCAAAAUACAAGUUUAUCUUUCUUUAUAUAACAUAUAUAACAACGUCCUUUGCAGACUGCAGCAAAUGUCAGCGCUGCCACUUUGGGUAUAAAUACACUGCUGUAAUUUUUGUGGGUUUUAUUUUUUCCUUUUUUUUCUUCAUUUUCCGAACGGUUUUGCUCCGCUUUGGCCGCUAGGGGCGCCCUGGCGGCGUUGACGCGCUCUCAGUGGUCGUGCUCUCCAGUUAGGGCUUCUCACGGUGGAUGGCAGCAGAGCCCCGUAAACAGGACUUCAUAAGGCGUGACCUGUUCCACAGUUGUAUUUCCGCUUUCUCCGUACGCUCGGGACCAACGUGAAAAGCCGUAUCCACUCGUUAGCCGGACACUUGUAGCCGUACCUGCGCUUCUCCACCGCGAUGUCGGUCCAAAGUUUAACGCUGACUUACGACGCGCUGAACGAGCACGGGACGUUUUGCGGGGGCGACACCAUAACGGGAUCGGUGACUCUGACCGUAGAAAAGGACAUCACGGUUCAAACCCUCUUUCUAAAGUUUAAAGGGGACGCGAACGUGCACUGGACGGAGAGGAGAGGCGACCAUUCCUACUCGUACGCCGCGCACAGGAGAUAUUUUAAACUGAAGCAGGCUCUGAUUCCGGAGAGCGCGAAGGACACACCUGUUCCCAAAGGAGUCCAUGCCUAUAAGUUCCGCUUUGACAUACCAGGAAACGUCCCUCCAUCCAUCAAGGCAAACCAUGGGAAGAUAGUUUACAAGCUGGAGGCGGUGCUGUCCAGGAGCUGGAGGCUGAACCGUACAGUGGGGAAGGAGAUAGUCUUUGUCUCAAAGUCCUUUCCAGAUUUUCAUUCUCUGAUGUCACAGCAGAUGGGUUCAACAGACAAAGAGAUGGGGCCUUUCUCAAAAGGACACACACACAUGGACGUCUUCGUUGACAGGAGGGCUUAUUUUCCAGGUGAAAAAAUUAUGAUUCUUGCAAAGGUCAACAACUCCUCAUCUCGUGACAUGACACCCAAAUUCAGUUUAAACCAGGAUGUGGUGUAUCGAGACAACUGCAAAGCUAAAUGUGAAGAACUUGUCAUCGCUAAAGCUACUGGCGAGUGCAUCAAGCCUCAAACACAAGUGGAGGCCAGAUGUGAAAUAACUAUUCCCCCUAAUCAGAUGCAGACGGUUCCGAAUUGUGACAUUCUCUCACUGGACUACUUUUUAAAGGUGUAUCUGGACAUCAGCUUUGCAACUGAUCCGGAGGUCAAAUUGCCAGUGAUUAUUCUUCCUUAUAGCUUCCCUCGUGGUCCCCAUCCUGGUUUGCCUACAGGUCCUUAUCCUCCUGGAGGCUUUGGGGCUCCAGCCAACAGUGACUUCCCUGCUCCUGGUGCCUUUGCAGGUCCCUAUCCUGCUUUCAGUGGUCCGAACCAUAGCAACUACCCUCCACCUGGAGCAUUUGGGGGUCCCUAUCCUGCUGGUGGCUUUGGGGCCCCAGCCAACAGUGACUUCCCUGCUCCUGGUGCCUUUGCAGGUCCCUAUCCUGCUGUGGGUGCUGGUGGUCCAAGCAAUGGCCACUUCCCUCCUCCUGGAGCCUUUCCGGCCCCCUGCCCCGCUGGAGGUUUUGGGGGCCCGGUCAACAGUGGCUUCCCUCCUCCUGGCGUUUCAGGUGGUCACACCUACCCUCCAACCCCAAAUUCAGGCUACUAUGGAUACCCGGGAGCUCCGAGCUGUCCUGCACCUCCAGCUGCUUCUCCUAACAAUCCGCCGGCCUAUGCUGGACUACCAGCUGUGAGCCCAUCCCAGCCAGCGGACAUGAAGGGGAGCCAAAGCAACCCAGCACCAGUAUUUGCUCCACCCAGCGUCGAGCCACCCUCUUAUUCGUCCCUAUUAAACACAUCUUCACCCCCUCCAGCCUACAACUUGCUCCCUUCUGCGCCAAUGAUGAGCAUGGACUUCCUGUCUCAAACAGAUGAAGCGCCGGCAGCAUUUUCAGUGCCUCCACUGCCGUCUGACGCCAAAAAAACAGAUAACAAAGAAUAGAGUCUGUUCAGCAGCUAAUGCAGUUGCUCAUCUCUCAUAAGUAGCUAUGCACCGUGCCUUGUGGCUCUCUGGUUGCUCUGACUGGUCAUGGGUUCAGUGUAUUUAUGUGAAAGCAAUCUAUACCUCAGAAGGAUUCUACAUGUCACAUAUUAUUCGGUUAUAAUAUAUAACCAAACGAAUACCGAGAAAUCACUAUUUUAUGCUAUAUUGAUUAUUUUAUGUACAGUACAGUAUAUACUGUAGUAUAUCUGACAUUGGCCUUUCCAGGCUGGAUGCACUGUUACACUAUGGCUUUGAACCUAUAGCUGUUUCUUUACUUCUCUGUUACACAAUUAUGUAAUUUACAUAAACAAUCCAGUAAUCUUUUGGUACUUUAUUAUAAUAUUAAAAGAAUUAUAUAAUUCUA